Dicentrarchus labrax (European seabass) is the source of this 2079-nucleotide messenger RNA. RefSeq names its product solute carrier family 22 member 13-like. The coding region runs from base 1 to 1599 and encodes 532 amino acids. Gene Ontology annotation, molecular function: transmembrane transporter activity. Gene Ontology annotation, biological process: transmembrane transport. The record is from RefSeq and is a predicted model, not a curated record. Gene Ontology annotation, cellular component: membrane. The transcript is spliced from 10 exons. Lineage: Eukaryota; Metazoa; Chordata; Actinopteri; Moronidae.
AUGAGCAACUUUGGACAAAUCCUAAAGGAGAUUGGGGAGUUUGGUUUGUUUCAGAAAAGAUUAUUGGCUGCAUUAUGCAUCCCCAGCAUGUUUGCAGCUUUCGACGUGAUUGGUCAGGUGUUUACAGCCAUGAGCUUCCCUCAUCACUGCAACACUGACUGGAUCUUGGAGCGUGGGCCCAACUUGACAGGUGAAAGACAAAGAAAUCUCACCCUGCCAGUGAACGAGGAUGGAAAGUAUGAAAGCUGUGAGAUGUUCACGCCUGUGGAUUUGGAUUUGGAAGCAAUUGAAGCAUAUGGGAUUAACAGCACAACUGGAUGUACAGAUGGAUGGGACUAUGAGGCACCCAUAGGUACUUCCAGCAUUGUGACAGAGUUUGAUCUGGUUUGUGACAAGAGUGGUUUUAUUGAGACAUCACAGUCCCUCUCCAUGGCAGGCGUUCUGGUUGGAGCAAUGGUGUUUGGGGCAAUUUCUGACAGGUUUGGUCGGCGCUUUGCGAUCCUGCUUUCACUCCUUCUCCUUCUGGUGUUUGGUGUGGGUACUGCUUUCUCACCCAAUGUCUAUUUUUAUAUGGUUCUCAAAUUCUUUUGUGGGAGCUCAAGUGUUGUCAUUGUGAUGAACACAUCUGUGAUGGGGAUGGAGUGGACUGAUCCCUCUAAGACGGCUCUGUGCACAGAGGCCAUCAUAAUGUUCUUUUCUGUUGGACUGAUGCUGUUGUCUGGCAUUGCAUAUUUAAUCCACAACUGGAGGAUCCUGCAGCUCGUGCUUUUAUGCCCUCUUGUUCUUGUUUUGGGAUUCUUGUACUGGUUUCUACCUGAGUCAGCUCGCUGGCUCCUGGCCCAGGGCAGGAAGGAGGAGGCACUAAAGGAGCUUCGGAGGGCAGCCAGGGUGAAUGGGAGGAUGCUCCCUGAAGAUCAGCUAGAAAAAGUAGAGAUGGAGGGUACAUUCGAAAGAAGAAACAUGUUGGACAUCUUCCGAAUAUCGUAUUUGAGAAAACGUACCAUCAUAAUGGCCUAUAACUGGUUUGCAGCAAGUCUUCUGUACUAUGGAUUGAGCCUGAAUGUCGGUGGUUUUGGCCUGAAUGUCUACCUCACGCAGUUCAUCUUUGGUUUUGUCGAAAUUCCUGCAAACCUGAGCGCUUUGGGUCUAAUUCAGCACUUUGGAAGGCGAAUAUGUCAAGUGUGCUACCUGUUCUUUGGGGGUGCUGCUUGCCUCAUGGUGCUUGCUAUCCCAAAUGAUCUUCCAGUGGUGGUAACAACCAUAGCUGUACUGGGGAAAUUUGCUGCGACUGCCUCUUUCAGCACAGCCUACGUUUACACUGCAGAAUUAUACCCAACCAUUUUAAGGCACAAUGGGGUAGGUUUUAACUCCAUGUGUGCUCGUGCGGCGGGCAUCCUCGCUCCACUGAUCAGGCUCCUGCAGGUCUACCAUUACACCAUCCCCAUGCUGAUAUAUGGCAUCAUCCCCAUUGCUGCUGCGGGUUUCUGUUUGUUGCUGCCUGAAACCCUCAAUGUUGAACUUCAAGACCACACUGAGCUGAAGAAACCGGUGACUGAAUCUAUGGGGGACAGUGCUGAACAAAUUAAUGAAGAACUGUAACUUGUACUGAAAUCAUAAUAAGUCCAUAGUUUUGCUUAUUUAUUAUCAAGUAAGAAAGCUGUAAACUGUUUUAGUUAAUAAUACUGGUCAGUAAUUAUUAUUUAGGUAGCAUUUUUAUACCUGAAAGUUUAUUAGAAAUGGAUUUAUUCACACAAAUUGUUUAUUAAGUCAAGUAAAUGUGUGUUCCACUCCCAACAUAUAACAUAUUUACAUACAUCUAUAUCAGAGAUACACAUGGCAGCUAAGGUAAAAGCAAAGUUUACUUGAUCCAAACAGGGUUUGACAUCUGGCAGACAGUGAGCGGUUCAAAAGGGCAUAACUUCCUGUUUAUUGCAGUCUGUUUGAAGUUGUGUGUUGUACAUAUGAUUUGUAUUCAUUGUUUAAUUUCUCUUGUCCCUCUGAACUAUGAAGCUCUUUGUAUAAAAUCAUUAAUAAAGAUUAAAGUCAUCAACUAAAGUUGAACUUGAACUGUAAGCUUAA